Cucumis melo (muskmelon) is the source of this 1254-nucleotide messenger RNA. RefSeq lists its product as uncharacterized. The coding region runs from base 1 to 1254 and encodes 417 amino acids. Gene Ontology annotation, biological process: regulation of peptide transport. Gene Ontology annotation, cellular component: membrane. The transcript has 8 exons. The record is from RefSeq and is a predicted model, not a curated record. NCBI's taxonomy places the organism in Eukaryota, Viridiplantae, Streptophyta, Magnoliopsida, Cucurbitales, Cucurbitaceae.
AUGGCUUGGAAGUACAGAGUAGGGCUAAUUCUUCUUGUUGCUGUUGUGAUCAUAUGGGUUACCUCCUCCGAGAUCACACAGGGUAUUUUUACAGACUACGAGCAUCCAUUUGUGGUGACGUACGUCGGGACAUCGAUGUUGGUGGCUUAUCUUGCAAUUGCCUUCAUCAAGGAAUUCAUAGGGAAGAUGGUCAGAAGCCAUUUUUCAAAUGGAAACUCUAGAGAAGUUGCAGAUCUUCUCCCCCCAUUGUUGCAAGCUAUAGAAGAAAGAACAAAUCAACGUGAUAGUAACAAUAAUAUAAUUUCAGAGGUGGAAAAUAAUGAUGUUCGAUGUAUGGUGAACAUUAUUCAAUAUGAAGAUGUGAGAAAUAAUAAUAAUAAUAACAACAACAAUGGUGGGUGUGAAUGUGAAGCAAAAAAUAUGGAGAUGAGAAUAUUGAAAACAGUGGAAGCAAAAUUUAAUACAAAGCAAAUUGCUGUGUUGGCUCUCACAAUUGGUCCCAUUUGGUUUGUUUCUGAGUAUUUUACAUAUGCAGCAUUGGCAAGAACAAGUGUAGCAACCACAGCCAUAUUAUUCUCAACAUCAAGCCUUUUCACACUCAUAUUUGACGCUUGCUUGGAACAACAAUCUUUAACUACUGUCAGAGUUGUUGCAGUCAUCGUUAGCAUGGCCGGCGUCGUCAUGACUACCAUGGGCAAGACUGGGGCUCGAGAUGAAGCUUCGUCCUCCUCUUCUGUGCACAAAAAGCACUCGUUUAUAGGAGAUGGAUUUGCUCUACUCUCUGCUCUAACUGACGGACUCUACUAUGUGCUUUUGAAGAAGUAUGCUGGGGAAGAAGGAGAAAAAGUUGACAUGCAGAAAUUUUUGGGAUAUGUUGGGUUAUUCACUCUCACUACUCUUUGGUGGCUAAUAUGGCCAUUGAGAGCCAUUGGAAUAGAGCCCAAAUUUAUGAUACCUCAAUCCACCAAAGUUGCUGAAGUUGUGCUUACCAAUUGCUUUGUGGCUAAUUUUGUCUCAGAUUACCUUUGGGUAAUGGGUGUUGUUUGGACAAGUCCACUUGUAGCUGCUUUAGGUGCAUCUCUAACUAUACCACUUGCCAUGGUAGGAGACAUGAUCCUCCAUGGUCGCCAUUAUUCUUUGGUUUAUAUUUUUGGAUCCAUUCAAGUAUUUUUAGGAUUUAUAAUUGCUAACUUUUCGGAUUGGAUAUCACCCAAGUUGAUAUUGAGGAAGAAGUUCUUCAAUAGAGCAAAGUAA